ACUGGGUUAUGCUGUUUACCACAAGACACUGACAGAAGACAGUGGAGCUGUUUGUUCAGGUGAUCUGAUUUGUAAGAGUGUUCAGAACUGAUCGACAUGUUGGGGAAGAUGAAAUGCGCUCUGCUUGCUGUGCUGCUUGUGUGGUGCUGCUGCUGCGCUCUCAGUGCGGAUGCCCGACCUGCGCGUCUGCGAUCGCGCCCUUUGGACAACUCUGAUACCUGGAACAACAUCAUGGUUAUGGCUAAACACGCGCAAGCGCAGGACCGAGACCAUGAGACUCGUCUGAUCCCGGUGAUUUCGAGCGACAAAUUAAAAGAUGGGGAUGUUUGCUGCGUCACCAUCCAAAUCCUAGAUUACUACCUCAAGCACAUUUUGGACGGUCAGUCGCGUGAAGGUGGAGAGCGUCAGUACCCUCGCCUGCAUCUGGUCAAGCCUGAUUUGCACAGAGUGGCAAGGGACCUGCAACCACACUGUAACUCCACGCAAAUUGACCUGGAGCACUUGAACACUUUCACACAGAAUCUCAAAAGAGCCGGAGAGAUGUAUAAGAAUAAAACCAAAGCACAGAACAAGGCGAUCGGGGAGACUGACAUUCUGUUCCAUUACCUCUAUGAGUCAUGCAGAGCCACCAGUGCAUCCUAGACCUGUAAAAAGUCUCUGCAAUGUGAUCUCAAAAAAGGGGGAACUGAACAGUACCAUUUCUUGUUGCUGUUGAACCCAGGAUUAAAUCUGUUGUAUCUUUACUGUGUAUUUUGCGGCCAGAAAAGUGGAUUUACUCUAAAAGCUAAUUAUUGUCCAAUUAUGCACAUUAACGCUUUUUUUUUUUUUUAAUGUAAAGCUGCACAACAUCUGCCAGUGAAAGAUACAAAAGGUAAAGGUACAAAAGAUUAAUCCUUAAGGGUACCAACACAUUGAAAAAGAAAAAAAAAGUUUAGUAGUAUUUUUUUUCUAAAUGUGCCAUGGACUAAUGGAAAUACGCCUUUUGUUUCUUUUUACCAUGAAAAGUGUUUUAAAAUAUUUGACAUGAAAAUGAUUAUUUAUUAUGUUUUAUUUAUUAGCUUUAUUUAUUCAACAUUGUGUGAUGACUAUAAAUUAUUAAGGUUUGUAUUGACAGUAUAGGUUUCACACACCGUGUGAACAGGGUCCUUAUGACUUAAAGCCACACAAGUGGACACCAACAUAACACUUGGAUUGUACUUCCAAUGUCAGAGUAAGAGAAUGUAAAUGCAUUGUAAAAGCAUUCCUAUGUACUUUUUAUUUUUUGCCAUUAUUAUGUAUUUUAAAUUGAGUUCUAAAUUGUUGACAUAACUCUUAUCAACAUAUUUAUAUGCAUAUUCACAAUAAAAGCUUUAAAAACAAAAA
Molecule: messenger RNA, 1362 nt
Organism: Tachysurus vachellii
Lineage: Eukaryota; Metazoa; Chordata; Actinopteri; Siluriformes; Bagridae
Gene: il22
Product: interleukin 22
Exons: 5
Coding region: 97-642 (181 amino acids)
Cellular component (GO): extracellular region
Source: RefSeq, a predicted model, not a curated record